This is a messenger RNA of Myzus persicae (green peach aphid), 650 nucleotides long. It is a transcript of the gene Atg8a, whose product is annotated as gamma-aminobutyric acid receptor-associated protein. Gene Ontology annotation, biological process: cellular response to nitrogen starvation; macroautophagy; autophagosome assembly. Gene Ontology annotation, molecular function: GABA receptor binding; ubiquitin protein ligase binding. The record is from RefSeq and is a predicted model, not a curated record. The coding region runs from base 174 to 530 and encodes 118 amino acids. The transcript has 3 exons. Gene Ontology annotation, cellular component: cytosol; autophagosome membrane; autophagosome. Lineage: Eukaryota; Metazoa; Arthropoda; Insecta; Hemiptera; Aphididae.
GUAUAUUGUCAUUGUUAUUUGUUACCACUGUUACUGUAGUCCGUCUACUGCGUUUGAACUGCUGUUGUUUUGUUUCCCGUUCCUCCGUCAUUCGUCAGUCGAUACAGACCGUUCCCGUUUGCCAGGUCGUCUAUCGUUCGUAUCGUUCCGUUUGUCCCGUUCCGCGGUACACAAUGAAGUUCCAGUACAAAGAAGACAACGUUUUCGAGAAAAGGAAGACUGAGGGCGAAAAAAUCCGGAAGAAGUAUCCCGACAGGGUCCCGGUGAUCGUUGAGAAAGCACCUAAAUCGCGUAUCGGCGAGCUCGACAAGAAAAAGUACCUCGUACCUUCCGACCUAACGGUUGGCCAAUUCUACUUCCUCAUCAGAAAGCGCGUUCACUUACGUCCCGAAGACGCCCUGUUCUUUUUCGUCAAUAACGUCAUUCCACCAACCAGUGCCACAAUGGGAUCAUUGUAUAAUGAUCACCGUGAAGAAGAUUACUUCUUGUACAUUGCGUAUAGUGAUGAAAAUGUCUAUGGACGAGUGUAACACACUUGAGAAAUGUCGGUUGGUUGUUUUUCAUUGUUCAUUUCAAAAUGCACUCCUUGAAUACAUAAUGACCUAAAAAAAGUUAUAAAAUGUAUUAAAAAUUGGUUAAUAUAAUAUACA